This is a messenger RNA of Gracilinanus agilis (Agile Gracile Mouse Opossum), 573 nucleotides long. It is a transcript of the gene AMMECR1, whose product is annotated as AMMECR nuclear protein 1. Gene Ontology annotation, cellular component: nucleus. Bases 1 to 573 code for a protein of 190 amino acids. The transcript is spliced from 5 exons. The record is from RefSeq and is a predicted model, not a curated record. Lineage: Eukaryota; Metazoa; Chordata; Mammalia; Didelphimorphia; Didelphidae.
AUGCCUUUGGCUUGCUGGAAAAGGAGUGCUCAUUGGCUAAUGCUUCAUAGUUUUGCUGAACGUGCUGUCCUGCUGUUCCCGCUGUUUGUUACGUGGAAGAUUGGCCGAGAUAAACGAUUACGUGGAUGCAUAGGUACUUUUUCUGCCAUGAACCUGCAUUCAGGACUCAGGGAGUACACACUUACCAGUGCCCUUAAAGAUAGCCGUUUCCCCCCAAUGACAAGGGAGGAGCUGCCCCGGCUAACCUGCUCAGUGUCUCUGCUCACUAACUUUGAAGAUGUCUGUGAUUAUUUGGACUGGGAGGUGGGCAUACACGGCAUUAGAAUAGAGUUCAUCAAUGAAAAAGGAUCCAAGCGUACCGCCACCUACCUGCCAGAGGUCGCAAAGGAGCAAGCCGGCUGUGAGAGUGCCAUUGAAGGUGCUUCAAAACAGGCCCAUCUUCGUUACUCAAGAGCAGCAUUCAGUGUGCUUGGACGGUGGUGUUCGUUAAAAGAGACAGCUCCAACCAGCCUUUUUGAUUUCACAAGUCAAAUAGAAGAAGAACCAGGAGAAAAGCCAUUUCGAAACCCUUAG